AUGGGUCAGAAAUUCGGCGCUGAAACUCAACUUUUCACUUGUUGCCCUUUCAAAAAAAGAAUUGAAGCGCCUGGGGUUUGUGCCUGCCUCACCGCCAAUCUUCAUCUUGAAUGGUCCACGCCGCGGAUAGGUGCAUUUAGAACCAUAAUAGAACGUCUCACAACAAUCAUCACAGAAAAGAGUAUUCCUCAAGAAGCCAGAAAAAGAAAAGUAAAGGAAGAAGGAAUUCGAAUAGUCACACGUGACCUGGACAGACCCUUCAUCAUUUCCUCUCGAAACUUUCCAUUGCUAGAGCUUUUCUGCAAGACGAGAAAGACUGCCACAAAUGAAUUAUCGAUCAUCCUCGACCUCGAGGGCCAAUCCUACAGAUAA
This is a messenger RNA of Botrytis fragariae, 372 nucleotides long. RefSeq lists its product as uncharacterized. The transcript has 3 exons. NCBI's taxonomy places the organism in Eukaryota, Fungi, Ascomycota, Leotiomycetes, Helotiales, Sclerotiniaceae. The record is from RefSeq and is a predicted model, not a curated record. The coding region runs from base 1 to 372 and encodes 123 amino acids.